Leptosia nina is the source of this 213-nucleotide messenger RNA. The record is from the annotation of a GenBank genome assembly. Lineage: Eukaryota; Metazoa; Arthropoda; Insecta; Lepidoptera; Pieridae.
AUGAGUGAUAACAAUGAGAUGGAGUCGGCACCAACUCGGUCGUCAACUUCAUCAGAAGCAGCUUCCACAGUAAGCACAACAGCGUCAACAGCAACUAGACCAACAACAUUUUCUAAGCCGUCUGGUCUUAAACCACCUUCGAAGAUAGGGAGGUUGUGUUCAAAUGCAGCACCCAAACCAGCUGUUCCAAUAUCACCGAGGGCUGGUGAGUAA